AUGCGCUCUGUGUCGCCACGAUACUUUGGCCACUCAGGCUUGACAAAUAGACAAAAGGAGCUUUCAGUCGCGGUGACAUCUGUGAAAGAUCCAACCGGAACUGAAGGAGUAAACUCCUGGCCACGCUUUCCCACAUUUUUAUGUGAUGGGCAGCGACGAGCUGGCGGAAUAUUUAAAAUCCCUACAUGGCCAGCUGAAAACAUCUCGAUGACUCGUCGACAUACUAUUAUUGCAUUUCCAACCGGUCGAAAAACGUAA
Molecule: messenger RNA, 258 nt
Organism: Protopolystoma xenopodis
Lineage: Eukaryota; Metazoa; Platyhelminthes; Monogenea; Polystomatidea; Polystomatidae
Source: the annotation of a GenBank genome assembly